Molecule: messenger RNA, 772 nt
Organism: Mercenaria mercenaria
Lineage: Eukaryota; Metazoa; Mollusca; Bivalvia; Venerida; Veneridae
Exons: 8
Coding region: 16-708 (230 amino acids)
Source: RefSeq, a predicted model, not a curated record
UCAAAGGUUAUCAAAAUGAAAAGGGUCAUAUACCGGACUGUUUGUAUAAAACCACAAGAUAGACCCAUCGAGACUCAUUUUACACAAGCCUUUCUUAUUCUGUGUACGUUGACGAAACUGUCGAGCAUGUUAUUUUGCAGCAUUGUGUUGACAAUACUAGCGUCUGGUCUUGCGAGUCAAGAAACACACCGGUUUAUUCAUAUUGGGCAAGAUGGAAAAGAAGUUUCACAAGACAUUAUACAUGACAAAGAUGAAAACACCGUUAUGGUUAUCAUUGGUGAUGUUUCCAUGUACAACGGAUACAUUCCAACAGUGAAUCUACAUGAUUUCAACACGCGGUACGUGGCCUUUAAAGACAUCCGUAACAAGAUAUGUAUGGUUUCAGAGACUCCGUAUCCAAAUGCCAUGCCAGAACUGUACAGAUCGGGAGUUACAAAUAUAACGGUGGAGUACCAAGCCAAGGAUGAUCCAAAUCCUCUUAGUUAUACAGAAGUGAAACUUGUAGCAGGAACGAAAAUCGCUGACUUUUGUAAAGACUACAACACUGUAUUGCGAGAACUCAUACCUAUGAAGCAGAUCCAGAAGAGAGAUGAUGUCAAGGCCGGAAAUUUUACUUUUGCGGCUGUUUCAGAUGAAGUAAAUGCAAGUCCUUGUGUGGUAUGUCUGUGGUGCGUCGUUCACAAUGAUCCUGAAAAUGUUGUCGGAUGAUUCAGUAAAGAUAUGUAAUACUACUUAAAAGGAAAAAUAAACAAUGAAUUACGCAUUACAAAAA